Molecule: messenger RNA, 393 nt
Organism: Rhodamnia argentea
Lineage: Eukaryota; Viridiplantae; Streptophyta; Magnoliopsida; Myrtales; Myrtaceae
Product: BRASSINOSTEROID INSENSITIVE 1-associated receptor kinase 1-like
Exons: 1
Coding region: 1-393 (130 amino acids)
Biological process (GO): protein phosphorylation
Cellular component (GO): plasma membrane
Molecular function (GO): ATP binding; protein kinase activity
Source: RefSeq, a predicted model, not a curated record
AUGGUGUUCAAUCUCCGAACCUUCAGUUUUGCUGAGUCCAUCGAAGAUGAUCCAACACCUCCUAAAAGCUUCUCUCUAAAGGAGCUCCGAGUCGCGACAGACAACUUUAGCAGCAACAACAUCGUGGGGGACGAGUGGGGCAGCAAGGUUUACAGUGGGCGCUUAGCCAAUGGUUCGAUAGUGGCAGUAAAGAGAGCAAGCUUUGUCAAUCAGUGGAGCCAGAAGGAAGUCGAAGCAGAAGUGCAAGUGGGAAGCACGGUUUCGAUACACCCAAACGUGCUACACCUGAGGGGCUUUUGCCGGACCAAGAAAGAGCUCUUAAUGGUGUAUCCAUUGAUGAUCAACAACAGCCUAUCUUACCAUCUUACCGAGAGACCGGAUACGUUUGCCUGA